Onychomys torridus (southern grasshopper mouse) is the source of this 3041-nucleotide messenger RNA. Its product is annotated as zinc finger protein 136-like. The transcript has 4 exons. Gene Ontology annotation, biological process: negative regulation of transcription by RNA polymerase II. The coding region runs from base 130 to 1980 and encodes 616 amino acids. Gene Ontology annotation, molecular function: DNA-binding transcription repressor activity, RNA polymerase II-specific. NCBI's taxonomy places the organism in Eukaryota, Metazoa, Chordata, Mammalia, Rodentia, Cricetidae. The record is from RefSeq and is a predicted model, not a curated record.
CUUCCCGUCCAGCCAUUUUAGGCGUUUGUGUCUUCUCUGGAGAGAGUCGCAGGUUGUCCCCCAGUGUUUGUGUCUCAUCCACUGAUCACAGGAGCCGCUGGAGAACACCAGGGCACCGGGUGACUGAAAAUGGAGUCAGUAACCUUUGAAGAUGUGGCUGUGAACUUCUCCCUAGAGGAGUGGGCUAUGCUGAAUCCAUCCCAGAAGAACCUCUACAAAGAUGUGAUGCAGGAAACCUUGAGGAACCUGGCCUCUGUCGGAAACAGUUUAGAGCACCAUAUCAUUGAAAAUAUAUACCGAACUUCCUGGAGAAAACUAAGUGGUCAAGUGGUGGAGGGACUCUAUGACUUCAAAGAUGACCAUCAGUGUGCAGAAAUCUUUGACUUCACUACACAGAGCAUUGUAAACCAGAACCCCUUUCCAGGAGUACAUAUAUGUGAAAACAGUGGAUGUGCAAGAGUAGUCAUUGGCCAUCUGUCUCUAAGUGUGCUCCUUAAACCCGACACAGAGCAUGAAUCAUAUGAAGAUCAGGAGUAUGGGAAGGAAUUGUACAACAGUGUGGAAUUCGGGGCCACCUCCAGUUCUCUGCCAUCGUUUGAGAACUAUGAAAGUACUUACACUCUAGAGAGACUGUAUAAAAGUGAGAAUUGUGAUGAAGACUAUAGAUUUGGUCAAAAUCUUCAAAAGACUUUGACUGAAGAAAAGCCCUUUGAAUGUAAGCAAUGUGGGAAAGCUUUCAGUUCUUCAAGGUACUUUCGAAGGCAUGAGCGACGUCAUCGGGCAAAGAAAUCCUAUAUAUGUAAGCAAUGUGGGAAAGCUUUUGCUUUUCCCACUUACUUACAAACCCAUGAAAGAAUUCACACUGGGGAGAAGCCCUAUGUGUGCGUGCAGUGUGGGAAAACCUUUGCUCAUUCUCGUUCCCUUAAAACACAUAAAAGAACUCACACUGUUAGGGACCUCUUUGUGUGCAAUUACUGUGGGAAAACCUUACGUCAUUAUAGUUCUCUUCAGAUUCAUACAAGAAUUCACACCGGAGAGAAACCUUAUGUAUGUAAACCAUGUGGCAAAGCCUUCAUUACUUACCGUUCCUUUCGAAUACAUGAAAGAAUUCACACUGGAGAAACACCUUAUGAAUGUAAGCAGUGUGGGAACACCUUCAUGCGUUGGAUUCAGUUACGAAAACAUGAAAUAAUUCACAGUGGUGUGAAACCCUAUGCUUGUAAGCUUUGUGGGAAAAGCUUCACUUGUUCUGGUUCCCUGAGAACACAUGAAAGAAUUCACACUGGGGAGAGGCCUUAUGUGUGUGACCAGUGUGGAUAUAGCUUUACUCGAUUGAACUCACUUUUAAGACAUAAAAUAACCCACACUGGUGAGAAGCCUUAUGUGUGUAAUCAUUGUGGGAAAACUUUUCCUCGUUCUGCUUCUCUUCAAAGACAUAUAAAAAUUCACACUGAGGAGAAACCAUAUGUAUGCAAGCAGUGUGGGGUUGCCUUUGUUACUUCUACUGAACUUCUAGAACAUGAACAAACACACAUUGAUGAAAAACCUUAUGUAUGUGAGCAAUGUGGGAAUGCCUUCGUGCUUUGGAGUCAGUUUCAAAAACAUAAAGCACUUCACAGUGUCCCUGUUUCCUAUAUUUGUAAGCAGUGUGGGAAAAGCUUCACUUCUUCCAGGUCACUGAAAACCCAUGAAAGAAUUCACACUGGCGAGAAGCCCUAUGAGUGUAAGCAGUGUGGGAAAACCUUCCUUUGGUCUUACUCCCUUCAAAGACAUGAAAAAACUCAUGGUGAUGGGAAGCCCCAUGUGUGCAAACAGUGUGGGGAAGCUUUCACAUAUUACAGUCAUCUUCAGGUGCAUGAAAAAAUACACAUUGAUGAUGAACCCUAUAAUUGUAAAUACUGUGGGAAACCCUUCUUCACUUUGAACCAUUUACAUAGACAUGAAUUACUUCACACUACCAUGGAUUCCAGUAUUUUUUAAUAAUGAAUUAGAGAAAAAAAAAUUUGGCCUGGUAGCUUUCAAAGACAUAAGCAAAAUCAUACUGCGGGGGGGGGGGGGGACACCUGGAUUUGUGCUAGCAAUGUGGAAGAACCUUUUGCAUUGUUUCAUUGAAACAAACAUGAAGCGCCACAAUGGAAAGAAACAUUUAAAAAAAAAAAUCAAUGUGCAAAUGGUUUUUGUGUUCAAAGUUCCUUGAAGUACAUGAAAGAGAAACAAACCUAUGACUGCAAGUGAUGUGGUGAAGCCUUCUGCAGUACCAGAUCAUGGAGGAGACAUGAAAAAGCUCACUCUAGAGAAACUUGGACUUGUACAUGUGGUGUUGUAAAAACAAAAACAAAAACCCUUCACUUCUUCCCCAUUGCCCCUGAACACAUGGAAGGAGUCACUAUGGAGAGAAACCCUUCGUAUAUAGGCCAUCUUGGAUAGUCUUCAGUUAUCAUCACAUCCUCUCCCAGAUGUGAGAGAACCUACUGUAGAGAAGCCUUAACAAUAGGAUUUGUGAACUCUUCAUUAUCAUCCUGAUGCACUCACGAGAAGGUACAUGGGGAGAAUUCCUAUCAAUGGAAAACUGAUAUGAACACCAUUUGGUUCAGUUAAAAGAUAAGGAAAGAACCUGAUAUGAAGUGCUGAUUUGCUUGAAAGAAAUAUUCAAGGUUUCAUUUGGCACACAUGGAAACACCAGAUGAAAGCCUUUGCUGUUGAAAAACAUUGAAAGUCUAGAGCAGUAACAAAUUUAGGAAAAGUUUUGAAAUCUUUUCAUAUUUGAUCUGAUAACUGUCAGUAUUAUGAAGGACUGGACAUAUUUUUUUCUUGUAGCAUGCUCCAGGAAAUGCACACUCUGAAGAGAAUGUUAUCAGUAUAGUAUUUUGUACUUACUGGAAAUUUUUCAGGGGCUGAUAGGGAUGGCUUAGCCUUUAAGAGCAUUUGUUGCUCUUCUGAAGGGCCUGCAUUUGGUUUUCAGCAACAGAUCACAGGGCUCACAACUGCAUGUGACUCCAGUUUCAGGAGAUCCAAUUCUUCCCACACACAUGUGACAUAGG